Molecule: messenger RNA, 1003 nt
Organism: Aspergillus sclerotioniger CBS 115572
Lineage: Eukaryota; Fungi; Ascomycota; Eurotiomycetes; Eurotiales; Aspergillaceae
Product: Mpv17/PMP22 family protein
Exons: 4
Coding region: 82-636 (184 amino acids)
Cellular component (GO): cytoplasm; membrane
Source: RefSeq, a predicted model, not a curated record
AUCUAAGCCCUGAAGAUCGUUAACUCCUUCGAGUCCCUAGCAGUACAAAGUAUCGAACCUGUGGGACACCGGGUACCUGCUAUGGUUUUCCCUCCGAUAGCAAGGGCGACCUUGCAAGCUGCGCUAAUUAAUGCCGGUUCCAAUAUCCUGGCACAGGCCAUUGGUGCUUAUAGGGACGAGAGACCCUUUGAACUGGACAGCCAAGCCUUGUUUCAGUUCACAACAUGUGCCUUCAUCCUAUCACCGUUGACUUUCCUGUGGCUUGAGGGACUCGAAUCAAAAUUCCCGGGUCACGACGAUACUUCCGCCCCUAGUCCUAAAUCAGAGAAAGUGAAGCACAAGCCUCAGCUAAAUUUUACAAAUACUGUCGCCAAAAUCGUCAUCGACCAAAUUGUUGGAGGUGCCUGGAACACGGCAGCCUUCAUCAUGACCAUGGGAUUCCUGCGCGGUCAGGACUGGGAUACCAUUCUGCAGCAGACCCAAAAGGACUUCUGGCCCAUCAUGGUGGCAGGGUUCAAGCUGUGGCCAUUCGUCUCCGUUCUAAACUUUACUGUUGUGCCAACAGAUAAACGGCUGCUUGUUGGUAGCCUAUUUGGUGUGCUCUGGGCUGUUUACUUGAGUUUGAUGUCUGGUUGAUAUUAUUCGAGUUUGCCUCAAGGGGUCGUCCGAAUUUGUUUCCGAAACCCGUGCUGCAAGACCUAAUUAGAACUGAGUUGGGUAUCAGCGAGUCACAAGGCUCGGGUGCUUUCGUUGUUGGCUUAGCGAACGUUGGAUAGACAAGCCACUAUUUGCAUUCGAUAUAUGCCACGUAUAACGUUAGCAGGCAAAUUUUGGGGCAUACCCCAAUUGGGUCAACCCAGUAGGGGAAGUGAUGGAUAGGCAACCACAUACAACCGACAGGAGCUUUCUCAAAGCUUGCGGGGAAAGGGGUCGGGAUGGAAUUAACGGCGGCACGCUAGAUAAAUAGCAUCCUUCACGCAACAUUGAUAAGACUGUUGAGCAA